Molecule: messenger RNA, 957 nt
Organism: Aspergillus puulaauensis
Lineage: Eukaryota; Fungi; Ascomycota; Eurotiomycetes; Eurotiales; Aspergillaceae
Exons: 1
Coding region: 1-957 (318 amino acids)
Molecular function (GO): oxidoreductase activity
Source: RefSeq, a predicted model, not a curated record
AUGGGAAAGUCUCGUAAAUGGAUCAAAAGUGAAAUGGAGAAAUUGCACCCAGAAAAGGACUAUGAGCAGAUUUGGAGAUUAUCAAUCAGCUACAAACUUGACGACUUUAUCAUGAACCUUUUCUAUGCCGCAAUGUUUCCAAAUAUCAUUGUCCCUGAGCAGGCUGCGAGGCCAGUUUGGCGAGAGGACGGUGGAAAGGUCCUGCACAGAUCCACGCAUCGAGCGCAACAGACUGGAAACUUCGUGUCUCUUGUCUCCUGGUAUGGCGCAUCGGACCCGAGAACCCGCAAAGCAGUCGAUCACAUCAAUUCGUUACAUAGACACUGGAUGAAAAGGUACCCUGGAGACUUUUCUGAUGUCAAUGACUAUAUUUAUACACUUUCGACAUUUGCAGUACUGCAGGAUCGACUGCUUGUUACGCUGGGGCUACCUGGUCUCUCAGAGAAAGAAAAAGUGGCAGCUCAUCUCUUUUGGAGAGAUAUUUCACAACUUUUUUAUACCGAAGGACGAAAACCACUACAACAGUUUCCUGGGGAUUGGAACGAGAUGAUAUCUUAUAUGGAGAAGAUUGAAAACUCGCGAGUUCCAGGAACCAAACAAGCUCAUCUGGCUGCUGAAGCGUUUUUCGAUCAAUUCGCGUUCCGUUACUUCCCAUGGGGCUUGCGUUGGUUGGGGCGGAUGUUACCAGUAUGCCUCUGCUUACCAACAACCCUCGAAGCCUUGGAUAUCCAGCCAGUGAACUCUAUAUUAUCCUGGUUUGUCAAGCAGUGUUUGGCUAUAUGGAUAACAGUUCUUAUCGACUGGCUUCCUGACCCGAAAAAGGCGGAUUGGGAAGUGCGGGAGGAGCAAACACCGUCCGAAAGGGUCAAGCAAAAUAAACGAGCGUCGGAUCUGGACAAAGGAUUUGUUAUGUAUUUCUCUAGACGACAUCGUGCGGAGAUUGAAGACAUCUCUUAA